Corylus avellana is the source of this 1190-nucleotide messenger RNA. Its product is annotated as DNA glycosylase superfamily protein. NCBI's taxonomy places the organism in Eukaryota, Viridiplantae, Streptophyta, Magnoliopsida, Fagales, Betulaceae. Gene Ontology annotation, molecular function: DNA-7-methylguanine glycosylase activity; alkylated DNA binding; DNA-3-methyladenine glycosylase activity. Gene Ontology annotation, cellular component: nucleus; protein-DNA complex. Gene Ontology annotation, biological process: base-excision repair; DNA alkylation repair; base-excision repair, AP site formation. The record is from RefSeq and is a predicted model, not a curated record.
AAAACAAACAAACAGGCGACUAUCUUGUAGAGCAAGCCAAUGAGUUUUUCAAACCGAGAAGCCGAAUGGCAGACCGUGAGAUAUAUAUAAAAUAAGAUUUUGUGGUCAUGAUAACCACCCACCCCUAUAAACAUUUCCCAAUUUCCGGUUACUCUACCCUAAUUAACGACCAGCUCUGCACAAUGGUUAAGCAUAAGAAAACCCAGAUCCAAAAUCCAUCCUCCUCCAAAAUCCCAUUCCCUCCCCGCAAAAUCCGAAAACCCCUGAAGCCAGAGGUCCCCAAUACAGACUCCUCCUCUAAACCCAGCAAAGCAAACCCAUCUCAGCCCGCUAUCGUUUUCCCCACAGCCGUGAAGCCACUAACAUUUGAAGGCGAAAUUGACGCUGCUCUUACCCAUUUACGCAGCUCCGAUCCACUCCUCACCACCCUUAUAGACUCGUAUCGGCCUCCAGCUUUCGAGUCUCAAUGCCCACCAUUCUUAGCCCUCGCAAAAAGCAUCCUCUACCAGCAACUCGCGGCCAACGCCGCGAAAUCAAUCUACACGCGCUUCGUCGCGCUCUGCGGCGGCGAGACCGAUGUAGUCCCCGACAGCGUGCUCGCUCUUAACCCAGCGCAGCUCCGGAAAGUCGGAGUCUCCGGUCGGAAGGCGAGUUACCUCCACGACUUGGCAGACAAGUACAAGAGUGGGGUUUUAUCGGACUCCUCGAUUCUCGAAAUGAGCGAUGAGUCCCUGCUCACGAAGUUGACGUUGGUUAAGGGAAUAGGGGUUUGGUCGGUGCACAUGUUCAUGAUGUUCUCGCUGCGCAGGCCGGAUGUUCUACCGGUGGGAGACCUUGGCGUGAGGAAAGGCGUGCAGCAAUUGUAUGGGCUAAAGGAAUUGCCACGGCCUUUGGAGAUGGAGGAGAUUUGUGAGAAGUGGAAGCCUUAUAGGUCUGUUGGGUCGUGGUAUAUGUGGAGGUUUAUGGAAGCCAAAGGAGUCACAAUCACACCUACGUCUACUGUAGCAUGUGCAUCAGCACCGUUGGUGGAUGGUAAGCCUAAUCUACCGUGAGUUUAUUCAGCAUCCCUAUCAUAACAAUAUGGCAUUUCCAUGUCUUUCUUCUAUGGUAUGUUCUUUUACUGAAUGGGGAAUUUGUGUUUCUUACUUCAUAUUUUGUUGGAAGGUCGUAUUUACAAUUUUAUUAGUAUU